UAUACAUGUAAUCACAGAACGACAGCUUGUACUGAUAUACAUAUUGUACUUAAGUCACAGUGUCAAUUUCUAUGUGGUUAAUUGCUGCUAUCAGAGGCAGGAACACUUUCUUUCUCAACAAAGAAAUACAAUAAUUGUUUUUCCUUGACUCAUUGCGAAAAAUUACAAAUUACUCAAAAUUAUAAAUAACUUGAGGAAAUAGAAGCGAGUGACUGGUUCUAGUAAGAAUUGAACUGCCAUUUGACAACAAGGUGACAAAGGAGGAGCUGAAUAUUAAUGGAUUGUCUUUCCCCAUUAGCAGCGUUAUCACUGGCGUUGGUUUUAACGUUUUCAGGUGCUACAGAGGUGUACCAAUUUGAUGAACAAUGCAGACUUAGAUCGAAAUCUGUUGGAGUGUUUCUGGACAACAAGGUACUACACAUUGACCAGGCAGCUGUAUUAGACUUCGACCAUUCCAGCCAAAAUGAAGAAUACAUUGAUUGUUACGUAACUGUGAAAGAAAUCGGAAUGAAAGUAUCCCUUCAUUUCCAAAAACUCAAUCUCAACCUGUACACUGAAAGGUUGUUCAUCUAUGAGAACAUUGGUGUACACAGACUUAAUGCUCUUUCACCGGUCGGGGGAAUAUAUGGGAGCCUAAUUCCCGGAGAAGAAACAAUCCAUCCUGGUGUCCAUGACUAUAGCACUUCAACGAAUGACGGAAUGACAGUCUAUUAUACCGCCACUCCAGCCUUGCGGUCCAGUCAUUUCAGAUUGGUGGUCACUGCCUAUAUAGACUCUGUAGCAGAUACCUGUCCACUGGACUAUUUUCUGUGCUCCAACAAACGUUGUAUUCAUUCGCAGUUGAGGUGCGAUGGUUAUCCCAACUGUGGAGAAUUAGAUCGCAGUGAUGAAGCUGGUUGUUACACUCCACCAGGGCAAGAGGCGGUCUCCGUAAAACAAGAAUAUAAAGAAGACGGGUCUGUAGAUGACAGCUCCCUGAACUAUGACAUUGGUAUAGUUGCUGUUUGUGUGGUUGUUGGGGCGCUGGUAGUGGUG
Molecule: messenger RNA, 1035 nt
Organism: Owenia fusiformis
Lineage: Eukaryota; Metazoa; Annelida; Polychaeta; Sabellida; Oweniidae
Source: the annotation of a GenBank genome assembly